Messenger RNA from Coregonus sp. 'balchen', 7315 nucleotides. NCBI's taxonomy places the organism in Eukaryota, Metazoa, Chordata, Actinopteri, Salmoniformes, Salmonidae. The record is from the annotation of a GenBank genome assembly.
AGUUCUUCGUCUCCUCUCAGACCAUCCACCUUGUCGGUUCCUCAUGAAAGACGGGGAGUGUAACUUCUUCUGCUUCUUCCGUUGCUGCUGAGUGGUGUCGGGCUAGUCUGUGGAACAGUGUCCUCUGGGAGCUGUAGUUCCCCCGGUGGCGCUGACGGACGGAGAGCUGUCAGUCAGUCCCAGAGAGAGAGAGAGGGAGAGAGAGAGGCUCUGCCGGGGAAUGUCUGUGGACAUGAACAGCCAGGCCUCUGACAGCAAUGAGGAUGACUUUGGGGUCAACUCGGAGGAGGAGGAGGAUGAUGACGGGGGUGACGAUGAGGACCAGGGGGACAUAGCGGACUACUACGACGGCGUGGCCGGAGACAUGGAGCAGCAGGGGGCCGACUCGUUCGACCCAGAGGAGUACCAGUUCACCUGCCUCACCUACAGGGAGAGCCAGAAGGUGCUCUGCGAGGAGGUCAACAGUUUCGCCGCCAUCCUGAAGGUUGGUGUUGUGCUAGUCUGUGGGGUAGUUGAGGUAGAUGUUACCAUUAACCACAGAUCUAGGAUCAGAUUACCAUUCCCUCAAUCAUAACUGUAAUGAUUAGGGGUGUGAAAAUAUCUGACCCUAGGUUAGAGGACAUGCAUGAUUCAUUCGCAUCAGAACGGGUGUGCUUUAACCCAAAUUAAAUGGGGAACUGAAAUAUCAGACCAAAUCAGUGGCAGGGUCACAUGAUAUCUAGGUAUGAGGUCCUUAUCGUUCCUGUCUCAGUAAUGAUCAGUUUGAAGAAGUAUGUCAAUGAAGGUAGUUGAAGAUAAGGGUGUGCUCACUGCUGGGAACAGCUGUAUUGACACGCUCGCUUCUCCUGAUGCUUAUGCUCCUCUCUUUGGACAGAUUUUACCUGCUGUAGCCAAACUGAUCCUUGUGCAUUUUCACUGGCAAGUGUCACAAAUACUGGACAGGUAAACACACACAUGCAUUGGCAUACUCACUCACUUGUGUUUUCAUACACAUGCAUUGCAAAUAUUCUGAUAUACUGGUACUCAUUUUAUUUUGCCUUUCAGAUACAAGUCCAACUCAUCACAGUUGCUGUCUGAGGCCCAGGUCCAGCCCAGCAGCACCUGCAGAUCAGUUCCUGUAAGAAUUAAGAGUGCUCUUUUGUCUGGUGUGUGUGUGUGUGUGUAAUGUAUUUGGGUAAAGUUAAAGGUGGUAUCAGGAAAGGCAAGGAGACUCAAUGUUCCAGUUGUGUAGGUGGUCUGAACUGCUCCGCGGGCCACCAACUAAAGGGUUACUGACCAGAUAUGGCCCUUGGGCCACCAUUUGAGUAUCACUGGUGUGUAAUAUUGGUGUUUAUAAACUGGGUGGUUUGAGCCCUGAAUCCUGAUUGGCUGAAAGCCGUGGUAUAUUAGACCGUAUACCACAGGUAUGAAAAAACAUUUAUUUUACUGCUCUAAUUACGUUGGUAACCAGUUUAUAGAGAUCCUGGUUCCAAUCCAGGCUCUGUCGUAGCCGGCCGCGACCGGGAGACCCAUUGGGCGGCGCACAAUUGGCCCAGCGUCGUCCAGGGUAGGGGAGGGAAUGGCCGGCAGGGAUGUAGCUCAGUUGGUAGAGCAUGGCGUUUGCAACGCCAGGGUUGUGGGUUCGAUUCCCACGGGGGCCCAGUAUAAAAACAAUAAAAAAUGUAUGCACGCACUAACUGUAAGUCGCUCUGGAUAAGAGCCAAUAUACCACAGCUAUGGGCUGUAUCCAGGCCUAAGAACAGCCCUUAGCCGUGGCCAUAUACCACACCUCUGGCCUUGUUGCUUAAGUAUAAUGUGUGUAGUCCCGUGUAGCUCAGUUGGUAGAGCAUGGCGUUUGCAACGCCAGGGUUGUGGGUUCGUUUCCCAUGGGGGACCAGUAUGAUGAAAAAAAUUGGGGGAAAAUGUAUGCACUCACUAACUGUAAGUCGCUCUGGGUAAGAGUGUCUGCUAAAUGACUAAAAUGUAAUGUUUUGUGGGUCUCCAGACACCUCAGUCCCUCCAGUGUGGGGUGUGUCUGCAGCUGGUUCGGAGGGACGCCCUGCUCGCGCUGCCCUGCCAACACUCCUUCUGCAAAGCAUGCUGGGAGCAGCAUUGCACUGUACUCGUCAAAGAUGGGAUGGGAGUGGGUAAGCAGCACUGCUAGGGCUGAUACAACCUAUCAAAGUGUUUAGAAGUCAGGAGCUGGCUGUUCCUUUGAAGAUAGUGACAUGAUAGGCUUUGAAGAUGACCCCUGGUGGGAUAUUUAUUUACCAGUAUUUGAUAGCCUUUAUGUGCAGUCAGAUUCAGAUGUCUUUGUACCUUAGAUGUUUUGGUAUUCCAUUUGUCUUGUUUAAAAAACAAAACAUGCAUGUGUUUCUCCAGAUCUUGUUUUUUUAAUGCUCUGGGUGUAUGCAUCAUCUUCAAAUCUUAUGUGUUUGUGCGUGCAGGUAUCUCCUGUAUGGCUCAGGAUUGUUCCCUCCAAAUUCCCGAGGACUUUGUUCUCCCGCUACUGCCUGGUGAAGAGCUGAAGGACAAAUAUAGACGCUACCUCUUCAGGGACUAUGUGGAGGUAUGAGUCUUUGCCUGUCCUUCUGGUGGUCUGUCUGGCAGCUUGUUGGUGCUUCUCUCUCUGUCUGUCUGCCCUCUUUCUAUUGGUCUCUCCCAGUUUCCCUUUGUCUCUCCCUGCACCUUUUGUUAUUGGACAGCAAACAGUGAAAAAUCACACUGUCAGCAUACACUGUUAAUCAUUAUUUUUUUACAAUCAACCUCUUAAUAUCUGUCAUUCAGCUAAUGUGUUCAUGUUUAUCAGGUGCUCUAAAGCUACUGAACAUGUCAGUAAGGCCCAGUCUCUAGAACUGCCGGUAAGGCCCAGUGGGUCUCUAGAACUGCCGGUAAGGCCCAGUGGGUCUCUAGAACUGCCGGUAAGGUCCAGUGGGUCUCUAGAACUGCCGGUAAGGCCCAGUGGGUCUCUAGAACUGCCGGUAAGGCCCAGUCUCUCUCCUUCCUUCAGAGCCACUUCCAGCUGCAGCUGUGUCCAGGGGCAGACUGCCCCAUCGUCAUCCAAGUGCAGGAGCCACGGGCCCGCAGAGUACAGUGCAUCCGCUGCAAUGAGGUCUUCUGGUGAGACACGCACAGAUGCCCGCACAUACAGCUCUUACACACAGAUUAAUGCACAAGGUGUCAAAUGAAUGUGCAUCAUGUCAGAUGAACAUAUGCACCAGUCAUGAUCAUAUCAUUGACUCCCUGCGGAUGCCCUUUUUAAUGUUUCUCUCUACCCCCGCCCUCAGUUUCAAAUGCCGGAUCAUGUACCACGCCCCAACAGACUGCCCAACCAUCCGAAGGUGGCUAACCAAAUGUGCAGACGAUUCAGAGACCGCCAACUACAUCAGUGCACACACUAAAGAUGUAAGACUGCGCACACACACACACAAUUUAAAGUAUUUGUGAUUUUACAAUAUUUUCCUUUGCUUUUGUCCAUAAUGUUUAAUAGUAUGUAUUUUUCAGUGUCCUAAGUGUAAUAUCUGCAUUGAGAAGAAUGGAGGCUGCAAUCACAUGGUGAGUGGGAAUGGAAUCCAGCAUUAUCUCAAGGUUAUGCCAACUAUGGGCACAUUGACAUUUGUAUUAGUGUUCUCUAAAUCUCUGGCACUUUUAAAGGAAAUUCAAACUAUACAUGUUCUUUAUAUUGUCUCUAUUUAAUCAGGCUCUAAAUGAAUCAGACAGCUAGCUAGACAACUGCAGGACAACCUCUAUCUUAUGACAUCAGAAUUAUUCAAAUACAAUUUGCCCAACUAGAAUUCCCCUUAAGAGAGAGACUGCCUACUGCUUUCUUGCUGAGCUAUAAGCUGAAGAUUUCAGUAAUGCUUUAGCUCCUGUCUUUAUUCAGACCAGGCACUUUGGUGAAAUACUAAUUGAUUCUGAAGUCAUUGAAUGAUAUUAUAUGUAAUGUUAGUGGUAAUUCAGAGCUGCUAUAUAACUGACGUUGCGUUUCCUCUGUCUGUUUCAGCAAUGCUCCAAGUGCAAACACGGUAUGUAUCCAAUUAUACUGCUACUUACAGCUUUACAUGAUUAUCAUUUUUUGUCAGUUCAACUGACUCCAGCCAUAUGUAACCCAUUUUGACAAUGAUAUCAUAUUGUUUUUCCGCUAAUGGCAGCAUCACUGUGUGUGCGUGUGUGUAGACUUCUGCUGGAUGUGUCUGGGGGACUGGAAAACCCAUGGCAGUGAGUACUAUGAGUGCAGUCGCUACAAGGAGAACCCAGACAUCGUCAACCAGAGCCAGCAGGCACAGGCCAGAGAGGCCCUUAAGAAAUACCUCUUCUACUUUGAAAGGGUGAGAUGUAUUCAAACACUGCGUACACACAAACAUGCUACUAUCUGACAGGAACAUAUGCCAGUCAAACUUCUGCUCACACUAUGAGUAUUAUGUGGAAUUAAGUUAACCUUUCUGAAGUAUCAAGCUGUGUAAUGUAAAUAAUGACAUGAACUACAUCAAAUAACUGCGUUGCCAGAGUAACCGUGUCAAUCAGGUGACCUGUGGUUUGUUUAGUACUUGGCUGUAAUGUCAGCCAGAGCCAUAUAUUUAGAAUAAAAUAAGAAAAUAUUAUACUAAUAUAUACUGUGCACUUUCAAGGAUAGUAUAUACAUGCAUGUUCCUCAGUCACAUACUUACACAGAAGUAGUCUUCACAUUAUCUCUUGUACUUUUAGAUUACGGAAACUCAAUCUCCCAUACAUGUUCAAUAACAAAUCUGUGAAUGUUACAAGCAACGACACCAUGUCGAAUUAACACUGAGAUCCCUCUCAGAAUCACCCAGAACAUGUCUGUCAUGUUUUCUUACUGUUUCUCCAGUCCAGACUGUGACCGUGUGUUUGUGUCUCUUUAGUGGGAGAACCACAAUAAGAGUCUGCAGCUGGAGGCUCAGACCUACCAGCGGAUCCAGGAGAAGAUCCAGGAGCGGGUGAUGAACAACCUGGGCACCUGGAUAGACUGGCAGUACAUGCAGAAUGCUGCCAAGCUGCUGGCCAAGGUACUACUGCCCCUGCCUGCCUCAGUCACACACAAAAAACACACAUUAACAAGGGAAUGUAUAGGGCUUUUCACACUACAAAUUAGUAUGUAUCCGAGCCAGCAGUUUGGUUCAGGUUGGUAUAAUGGUGUGAAAGUAGUAUCUGUGUACUUAUUUGACCUACUACGCUGUGCUUAAACCAAUAGCAAGUCAUGCUUAUCUCUUAUGUUUGUCCCACAGUGUCGCUACACACUGCAGUAUACUUACCCCUACGCCUACUACAUGGAGUCUGGUCCUCGCAAAAAACUGGUGAGAAUUGUGUCUGUGUGCCUGUCUUGUUCUGUGUGUCUGUAGUAUAAGCUAACAAAGUCUUAAUAUAUAGGCUAUAUUAAAUAUAUCUAGUCAAAUGCUAAUGAUCUAUAUUAUAAUACCGUAAGCCACUUAACUGCGGGGGGAUCUCCCCUUACAAUUUAGCGCUGAUUUAUAAGGGGAAGAAAGCACGUCGUCCUGUUACAUGCCACUGGCCACUUUAUAUUCCACUGUGUUUUGUAUUUUUGUUUAUUUUCCCGGUUUUUGUGUUUUCAGAAUGUUCGUUGCUGUGGGAGAUCGUGCUGUCACAAUGCAUAUGAUGUAGGCAAUUGUAGGCCAAUUUGGAAACUGUAGAAUGACUACAUUACCCAUAAUACUCUGACUGAACAUUCCAAAUUACCAUGGCAAUUAUGCUGCGUUCAGUUGCUAGUCGGAAAUAAGAAACUCAGAAAUUUGACUUGGAAACUAGUUGUAGAAGCAAACUGUUUCCCACUUGAAAGUACCAAAAUCAACCAAUAGGACGCUCUAUGCAAAUAACUUACAUUCAUUUGAACUCGGAGGUUCUGAGUUUCCGAUAGCACGUGAAUGCAGCAUUAUGCAUCACAAUAGUGAACCAAGGCAGUUAUUCAUCACAAUAGAACUUAUAUUUCUAUUGUGUAGGGCAGGCCAGUAACCUUUGCAACCAAAUUAUUUUACUGUGCCCGGCCGCAUAGACAUUUUAUGGUCACACAAGGUGCCACCUGGGGAUUCAAAAUAAGUAGCCUAAUUAUUUACAUGGACACAAUUGCUUUAAAAAAAUUAAUAGGAGAGGGGAAUUCCACUCUCACAUUUUUCAAGCUUUUAUUUAGACAGAUUAUAAAUUACAAGGGGAUACAGAGGUAAAUAUGGGAGAAGGUGGAGAGGGUCAACUUGGAGAUUGAACCCCAGUCUCUGGCGGGGAGUCACAUAUGUGUUGAGAGCUGGGAGAGUUACCACUCAGCCACGGCUCUGUACGACCACUUACAUUUGUAACCAAAUAAUUUUUCAGCAUUGCACACACAGGAUGACAUUUAGUAGUGUGCAAAAUAACCAUAACAUUUUAAAAUAAACGUGAAGUUGCGAAUAGCUUAUUAGCAGCAUGAAUUUGUGCUUUGCGGGGGGGGGGGGGGGGGGUUAUUGAGUGAACGAUAAUGUGAUGGUUGCAGUCCACAAAGAUGAAAUUGCAUUGAAUCGAAUUGAUCAGAUCCAUAAAUUUACAAGCAGGGUGCUGCUAGUUGCUGAUGAUGAUAUGUCAUAAGUAACAAACAUGCUGUCUGUAAUGAUUGUGUUUUUCUGUCCUAUUCAGUUUGAGUACCAGCAGGCCCAGCUGGAGGCAGAGAUUGAGAACCUGUCCUGGAAGGUGGAGCGAGCAGACAGCUACGAGAGAGGGAGUGAGGGGGAGCUGAGCGCCAAUGACAGAGGGGUAAGGAAGAGGUCAAAGAAAGAUGGGGGUUUGGGAGGUGGGUGGGGAUAUGGAUAUUAAGGUUUCCAGAUUGGGACUUGCAUUGGCUGGGAGCACAGGGGAGUUGAGGGGUAUUGGCAUGUCUUGGGAAAUCGGAAGGACCCAAAUAAUGUUGCAUCGUAUUAGUUUAUUAGACCAUUGUGUGAAGUAUUUAACUCAUUAGUCAUUCAUGACACACUGUUUCUCUCAGGAUCUGGAGAAUCAGAUGCACAUUGCUGAGCAGAGGAGACGCACGCUGCUGAAGGAUUUUCAUGACACCUGAAGUCUCCAUCCUACUGCAAAGCACCAGCAGCUCCCUCCUUCACCUUCCAUCCCUUUGUCCACAGAUCCCUCACUCAUCCCUUCCUCCAUACCUCCCUCAUUAAGUGCUCUAUUUGUCUGCUACAGGGUCUCAGAAUGGCACGAUUGUACCCCCCCCCCAUUUAGAUCUGUUGUCAACAAUGCCACAUUCAUACACACUACACCUUGAAAUGAGAAAGCAUGCUCAUGCUCGCGCACACAUGUACACACAAACAUGCUCAAACACUCCUCAAAAUAAAACAUG